Tarenaya hassleriana is the source of this 732-nucleotide messenger RNA. Its product is annotated as chaperone protein dnaJ 8, chloroplastic. The record is from RefSeq and is a predicted model, not a curated record. Bases 67 to 573 code for a protein of 168 amino acids. The transcript has 3 exons. NCBI's taxonomy places the organism in Eukaryota, Viridiplantae, Streptophyta, Magnoliopsida, Brassicales, Cleomaceae.
CAAUCCAUUAUUACAACCAAAAAAAAAAAAAAGAAUCUUGCUUCAAAAAUUUCCAGGAAAAAAAAAAUGACGACUGCUUUGACGAUUGGAGCAAACGGGUUCUCGGGUUUUCCGGGUUCAUCUUCAUCAUCGGCGUCUUCUUCAUCGUUUCGAUUCAGGAGCAGAAGGAAGAACACGAAGAUGCUCAACAGGACAAGAGUCUCCUGUUCUUAUUCUUCUUCUUCGUCGUCUUCCGUGAUGGAUCCGUACCAUACACUCAAGAUCCGACCCGAUGCUUCGGAAUACGAGGUCAAGAAAGCUUUCAGACAACUGGCGUUGAAGUAUCAUCCCGAUGUAUGCAGAGGAAGCAACUGCGGUGUACAGUUUCAGACCAUCAAUGAAGCUUACGAUAUUGUGAUGAGGCAAAUAAGGGGACAAAUGGAGGAGGCGGAGGAAUUCGAGGCGUUCGAUGGAGGGGCGGACGAAGGGUUCACGGGAAUGAACGAUCCAGAUUACGACAUGUGGGAGGAGUGGAUGGGUUGGGAAGGAGCCGGCAUCAGAGACUACUCCUCCCACGUCAAUCCUUAUCUCUGAAAUUCCAAGCCUAUGUAUAUAAGUGGGGGAAAAUUGUACAUUGUGUAAAUAUUGUUAUUAGCGCAAUUAGUUGUUUUUUCAUCAAUAACUAAUCAAUGUCGCUUCUUUGAAACUAAUAUUAUAAUUAAAAUUGUAAUAAAUUAAAGCGGUUGGUGGUGA